ACGCGUCUAUUUCGACUUUUUCAGAGACUGUGCGUCGUAAAUAAAUAUUAUUAUUUCGCGCAAUGGAAUGGUCAAAAGAUAUGACCACUCGUUCAAUCGAAUUAUUUAGGGAAAAACGCGUAUUGUGGGACCCUACCGUUAUGGAUUUCAAGGACAGAAAUAAGAAACAUGACGCAUGGACUGAAUUAGGUGCUGAUAUGGAAAUGAGUGCAAACGAAGUGGAGAAAAAAAUGCGAAUGCUUAUUGGACAAUUCCAGCGUGAAUUAAAAAAGGGGAAGAGUGGAGAUGGAGCGGACGCUCCAUACAAAUCAAAAUGGAUCUUCUUCAAAAUGCUUCUGUUUUUAAAAGAUAAAAAUGAGCCACGUCAUUCAACUGAAGCUAGUUUCUCACCUUCCAACCAAGAUAUUGUCCAGUCACGGGAUACCAACAAUAGUCAUUUAAUAAUAGAGAAUGAUGGGCAAUUACUCAAUGAGUUACAUCUACAAGUGCAAGAUAAUACAGGAAGCUGUCAACAAAAAACUGUGGACAAAAGCAUUCCUCUCUCUCUCUCGCACCAAGCACCAAGCUUGCAAGCUUGCAAGCAAGCAAGCAAGCAAGCAAAAAGCACUAAGAGGAAAGCAGACGAGAUGUGUGAAGAAGUGUACACGAUAAUAAAACAGUUAUCAAGUAACGUGAAGAAACGAGAUGAGUUUGACGUGUUUGGGGAACAUGUUGCGAAUACUUUGCGAAAUCUAAAAAGCAGAUCAGUUCAAAGCUACACAAAAUUUGAGAUAAGUAGCUCUCUCUACCGAGCUGAGAUAAAUGACCAGCGAACAUCAAAUAGCACACCUGGUUCAUCUAUACGCUCUGAUACAUCUACACCUAUCUUACUUGAUGCUACACCAGAUGCACCAAACUAUUCAUGGAGCUCAGAAAAAAAGUGA
Molecule: messenger RNA, 923 nt
Organism: Vollenhovia emeryi
Lineage: Eukaryota; Metazoa; Arthropoda; Insecta; Hymenoptera; Formicidae
Exons: 2
Coding region: 63-923 (286 amino acids)
Source: RefSeq, a predicted model, not a curated record